AUGGCCGACCGAGUCCACCCGCGCGACUCGCCCUUUCACACCGAAACGACGCCGUUGUCCUUAUCAAGGCCCUCCCCGCCAGACUCCGAGAAGCCCGUCCCUCCGCCGGGCACCUACGUCAUCCAGAUCCCGAAGGACCAGGUCUACCGGGUCCCGCCUCCGGAGAAUGCCAGCCGCUACCAGAGCUACACUCACCGGAAGCCUCGCCGGAGCUCCUGCCACUGCUGCUGCUGCUGGUUCCUCGGCCUCCUCGCCGCCAUCGUCUUCCUCUCCGCGGCCGCCGCCGGCAUCUUCUACCUCGUCGUCCGCCCCGAGGCCCCCAACUACUCCGUUGAGAGCAUCGCGUUCAAAGGCUUCAACCUCACAACGACGUCGUCCCCGCCGUCCGCCAUCUCGCCGGAGAUCCACGUCACCGUCCGGGCCCAGAACCCUAACAAGAAGAUCGGGAUCUACUACGAGAGAGAGAGCUCCGUCAAGCUCUUUUACUCCGACAUCAAACUGUGUGACGGCGUUCUGCCAGCGUUUUACCAGCCGUCAAAGAACGUAACGGAGUUUCGAACGGCGUUGACGGGGUCCGGGAUCGAACUGACGAGCGCAGUGCAGAAGGGCUUAGUGGAUGCGCAGAAGCAAGGGAAGGUGCCGUUAGAUUUGGACCUGAGAGCGCCCGUUAGAAUUAAAGUGGGGUCCAUUAAGACGUGGACGAUUACCGUAAAGGUUGCCUGUCACCUGACUGUCAAUAAACUGACAGCAGACGCCAGCAUUGUGUCUAGGGACUGUGAUUACGGCGUGGAUCCUUGGUAG
Prunus armeniaca (apricot) is the source of this 801-nucleotide messenger RNA. The record is from the annotation of a GenBank genome assembly. Lineage: Eukaryota; Viridiplantae; Streptophyta; Magnoliopsida; Rosales; Rosaceae.